UGGGCAGUGAGACUCUGUUGUGUGUGUUGGUGUGCACAUAUGGUGUGCUGCUUUGGCUGUAUUCUAACAGAUUGGCUUUUCGUAAUUUUACCAAGCUAGCUGCAAGAUGACUAUGGCCAAUAUUCUGCUUACCGUAAUGGUGGGUUUAGCAGCUGCGGUGUCCUCACAACCAGCAGGCGGCAGUUCUGGCGUUGGUACCGGUACAGACGCCCUCUUCCGCAAAGAGGUCAAGGGAAGUGAUGGAAUAACUCGAGGAGAGUACGGUUACCACACACCUGAUGGUUGCUUGCAUGUGGUGUCAUAUGAAACACACCCUGGUAAAGGCUACCGUGUUCUAGGCUCCAGUAAAAAAGAAUGUGGACGUCCUGUGACUACGAAGCCGUCCGCAGCUAGACCCCAAACUACCGCAGAAAGUGAUAUCACCCACUCAAAAACAAGCUCUAUAACAAUACAAACCACCACAACGAGAACUCCUGUGACUACUAGAUUUACCACCUCUAGAAGAGAUAUUGGUACCACCAUUCCUGCCACAACACCGUUUACCAUUACCAACACAAAACCUCGUGAUUCGUUUUUAGCCCCUACAAUACAACCUGUGGACACCAACAUCGUAACGGAAGCUGUAAUGAAGACGCAAGACUCCCAAGGAAAGCAGCUGCAACCCACUCCAACAUUUAUCGAAUCGGAUGGGGAUGAUUCCAGUACGUUGCCCGCUUACACCUUCGGUUAUACCACACCCACUCACGGCCACACUGAGUCGGGUCUUCCCGACGGUUCUAAGAAAGGAGAGUAUUACUGGGAUGGUCCUGAUGGCUGGAGGAGAAUUGUGACCUACGAAGCCAAUGAGAGAGGAUUCUUCCCAAGGAUGCGACAAGUUAGGAUCCCCACAACAACCACCACCGUCCCACCGCCAACCACCACAUCCACAAUCAAUUCUCCGCCUGAGGCCUUGGCGACAGAACUUCUGGGUAACCUGCCACCGCAAGCGGGUGGAUGCCCAUACUACUUUUACUAUAACACCAGGAUAAAUUACCACUGGGAGAGAUGCUUCGAGAACUUCACCAAGACCGGAGAGUUUGGGCAGUUGGGUCCUGAUGGCUAUGCCCACAAGACUGAAUAUGUCGCAGAUAUCACUGGCUUUCACCCACGCCUCACCAAGACACCACUUACCACGGGUCAAGAAAAUGUAGUAGCUGAGUACACGGAAGGGGCUUUUAUCGUCCCAAAGCCUGACGAAGAGCGAAGGGAAACCGAAAAACGCAUCCUGGCUUGGCUGGCGGACAACAGAAACAGAAUAGAAGAGCCCCUACGAUAAACCACGCGUCAAGCACUGCACGUGCCUUAAAUUUCUGAAAUAACUUCACAGCAUCGUAUAGUUUCGUCAUAAUAAACUACCCCGAACUUGUUUCCCUUUUAAAAAACAAUAAUUCUUAUGAAAUAUCAAUUGUUUAAUAACAGGGAGUGCUAAUCUGUUUCAUAUUUUUUUUUCCUACUGUCAUAAUGGUCAAUCACUGUCGAUGAGGCGUAAACAGAGAGCUACAUACUAGACUAGAGGGUGCGAUCUAGACUUACAGAUGUCACCACCAAAAAUGGGUCUGCGCCUCGGCGGCCAAAUCAUACUCUACCCACUUAGAAAAAUCAAAGACAUCACAAGCUUCACCUCUACCCAAUUUGUUGACAUUUCUAUUUGAUUUUAAGAAGACUUUUCAUAGAGAUUUUCUCAGCAGCGUUAGCAAGUGAUACUUUUGUUAAUAAAAAUGUAGUUGAUCAGCCUCGUUGUUUUGUUUAUUGGUAAACGAGAGAAAAUAAAUGACCGUUGCAAGAUUCUCUCAUUAAAAAAAAAAAAUUGCAAGAAAGUUUUGCAAAAUCAAAUAGAAUUGGACUGUUAAAAAAAUUAUAUUACAAUAUUUGUUGGUGCAUCAGUCUGGCCUUCAACGAAAUUUAUCAUAAACAAUAGGGCGUCAAACAACUAGACAACCACCGCCCCCACCAACACUAGGAUUGCCAGGUGUUUGUGUCUUCGUAAGGUUACAAACUUCCGCUUCCAGAAUGUUAUACUCCACCCUCAGCUGACUGAUGAUUGUUGUGUGGGGUGAAUCAAGCCCUUGGAUGGACGCCUACCGCUACCAGGAAGGUUAGCAGGUCAAAGGUGAUGACGCUUAAGGGCAGGGUUAAGGGCGGAGAGUAACAGUGAAACCGGAAGCAAUUGUGCCCCACGGGGAUCACACAAUGGAUGCUACGCUUUCUGUCCAGUUGCUUGACGCCCUAAUGUUUUUGAUAAAUUUCGUCAGAGGUAAGAUUGAUGCAUUGAUUGAUAAACAGAUUUUUUUAUAAAGUCCAGUUCCUCUUGAUUUGCAGGACUUUCAUGCAUGAAAGACUUUUUUUAUGAGAGACCCUUGCAUUGGUCAUUUAUUUUCUUUCGUCUAUCAAUAAAUAAAAGAACGAGAAUGAUCAACUUCAUUUUCAUUAACAAAAGUAUCACUUAUUGCAUUGAAGUGUAAUUGUUAACAAGUUUUUCGCUAUUAUUUAGAAAUCAAAUAUUUUCUCAUAUCUACUGCAUAGAGACAUUUGACUUACUAGUAGUAUUUAACAAACGGGGAAUGCAAGAAACAGGAAAUUAAGAUAUGUAUUUUUCCCAUUUAAUUAAACAAUCCUCAUAUGGUGCUCUUUUAAAGUUCCAUAUAGGCGUGCUAGCCGCAGGAAUGUUGAGUAACAAAAUUUUCAACACUACCUUCCACCACUACCAUAUGAUUGUGAGAGCAUGACACCAUGCCGGACUUGUUUGACUUCUCUUUUCUUGCAUGACGAAAAUAUUUACCAUCAAGGCCGCACUGAUGCAUUUCUAUUAACCAAGGGAUAGAGUAUUUUAGUAUAUAUCGAUGAAUGCUCUUAUUUUGCCAACAAUAUUCAUUCUAACGACAUGAAUAAUGUACAGCACUCAGAUUUUUUGGUGUAAACAUGAUAGUGACCAUUACAACUUUGAUAUUUUUCUAGUUUGGUACAGAAAAAUGUCAAAUAAGUUUCGCUGGACCCCAGUAAGCCGCAGGUUUGACUUUAGCAGAUGUUCCAGGAGGGUCACCAGAUGGCAGGUCGAGCUCAGUGCAGGACCCAAUUAGAGAGGAGUUCUGGCCCUUGAAAAAAAAUGCCACAUUAUCUGGAAAGCAUAAUUUGGUACAGAAAAGUGGGUCUACUAUAAAAAAAAAUUGCUUAUCCCAGUGUAAUUCAAAACAAAGUUAUGAAUAUUGAAAACAUUAUUCUUCAAUAAUCUUUGACACAGAUGCGGUAUUAUGAUAAAUGAAAUUAUGAAACUUCGGUUGCACAGUAGUCUGAAUCUACGACCUGUUGUUCGUUCUUUUUUGGUCUACAAAAACUUCUGUACUAUCAAUUUUAGGCACUUGAUACACUAAAGCAAUUAAUAAAUCACGAACACAUACUUUACUUGCUCGUUAUGUAUUUAUACCUUGGAGAUAGAUUUAUACAUCUUGGCAUUCCAAACAAUAACAAACCUUCUUCUUCUUCUUUUGACCUGUAUCGCUUUUCAUCGGCUCAUCACCAUCACUUCUUUUGGUACUAACUCCCCUCUCUGACUCUCGUAGUUGCUACAUUCUACAAUUAGGUGUUCCACUGUUUCUUUCUCCCCAGUGUCCUAGACAGCUACAGCCCUUUGUGUUGAUAAGUCUUGGUAAGAGUGAGUUCGGACCCUCAGCGGCUCCUUUCGGUACUGUGCGGGUUUCGGCCUUUUAAAUAUCUCUUUAUCACGAGCUCUACUGACUAGAUUAUGUUUGGUACUUUCCAGAUUAAACAUUAAUCUUCGUGGAAUCUAUUAGAAAAAUGGUUCAAGCUAUACAUGCGGCAGGAGAUUAGAAAAAAUGCGAGAAGGGUGUAAGCUUAGAUGCGAGUAUUUAGCUUGUAAUAACUGAAUGGUAGAGUGUUUCUCACCACUUCACCUGAAAAAUGUUAGCAUAAACACUCGGGAUCAAUGUCUUAUAGGCUGGCGUAUGCACAGGGUAUCAUGAUUUAUCACGUGAGAGAUUUUAAAGUGUGCGAGUCCUCAUAGCUUCAACAGGAGUUGACUCAGUUUUAGUUAAAGUAGUUAGCGAUCACUGGCAAUUUUGGGGGGACAGAACUCCUCUAAUUGUGAAAGAAUAAAUCAAGCUUCGUGGGCCCAAAGACAUAGUAGGUGGUGACACUUGAUAAGGAUGAAUAUGCCCCAUUACUUUAAUGAUCGACCCACUAGAAAUGUUCCAGGUUUUCUCUUCCGUAAUAAAACGCUCAUAGUUGUCUUGUUUUUGACUCACCAACUUCUUCCUGUUCUUGAACGUGGAGCAAAAUGUGAAAAGGAAGGAUUUUCGUCGGAACGAGAUCAACGAAAUUGGAUCAUUGAGAGAGGGGUAUUGAAGUAAGUGGAGCUUCUUUCCGCCGGCCAAUCACAGGGCUGGAGAUUCCAGGAUCACGGCUGCACGUGGACUGCCGCCAGGCGCACCCAUCCUAGCACAUCGCGCCCUCAUGGAACGCCAACGUGAGUUUCGACAGAGGCUGCUCGCAGUCUCUGUCGAUCUCAAGAAGGCUUUUGAUUCAGUGCAUCGUGAGGCACUCAGGGAUAAUCUGCUGAUCCAUGGAUUUCCUGCAAAGAUCAUUGACCUGAUGACUGGCCUUUACUCUGGGAUAGAGAGUGCUAUGAAGUGUGGGGGAGGCGUUACCGGCUUUUUCCCUUCAAAAUUAGAAGGGAGGUAGGAGUGCGUCCUUGCUCCAUAACAUUUCAAUUCUUACAUGGACUGGGUAUGCUAUUAGGCAAAGUUACUGAUCAAAGUCGUUGCGGAGCAUCUGUUGGCAACAACUAGGCCACUGAUUUUGUUUUUGCUGAUGAUGCCGUACUUCUCGCGGAAUCGAUGGAGGUCCUGUUAAUCUUAGGAUAGGAAGUACGUUUCCCGAAACGUUAAGAAGAAAUAAAGAAUGUUGAAAUCGCUGAGGUUAUGCAGUUCCUCUCUCUCUCUCUCUCUCUCUCUCUCUCUCUCUCUCUCUCUCUCUCUCUCUCUCUCUCUCUCUCUCUCUCUCUCUCAGACAUGCAUUACACAUAAAAUUCAGCCAUGCAUAUUUUACACAUAUUAUAGUGGUGUGGCGGCUCACAUCACUGAGGUUCCGAACCGUCGUUCACCAGGCUCGAGCUCUCACCACCGAGGUCUCGGUACACCGCCACGGAGCUCGAGCACACGAGUCAGCCCACGCAAGGAGACCUACUGAGCCGCGCCGCGGGUUGGAGCGGAAUCCACCUCACCGCCAGCACGUCCACACCAUCUCCUUGUACACUUUGUCCAGUAAACUGUACCGCUCCUAUACGCUUUUCUAUCGAAAUCGCUACAGUGGUGACCCCGGAGUAUCCAAAAACGGCCCUUUUUGGAUGUCAACAUGCCUGCAGACGACAGCAAGGAGCAACAGAAUGCAGUUUCACUCAAGCUGCCCACCUUCUGGACGGCACAGCCCCACGUGUGGUUUGAACAACCCGAAGCAAAUUCCACAUACGCCAGAUCACUGCCGACGCCACCAAGUACUAUUACGUGGUCGGCGCGCUGGACCAGGAAGCAGCUGGGCACAUCAUCGAUUACCUCCGUCAGCCACCCAUUGACAACAAGUACGAGGGGAUCAAGGGUCAAAAACAAGAAAACUAUGAGCAUUUUAUUACGGAAGCGCCAUCUGGCAUACAUCUCUGAGUACAUUACUUGCGUGCAGCAUGUGUCGGGCAAAAGCAAUAAGGUCGCAGAUGCGCUUUCGCGUACUGCCAUCAAUACUAUCCACGCUUUGGCGCCAGGUCUCGACUACACAGCACUGGCUGCGGCCCAGGAAAAAGAUAAAGAAAUGCCUGCAUAUCGCACCGCCAUCUCUGACUUGGUAUUGGAGGAUGUGCCAUUCGGACCAGCAAACACCACACUUCUCUGCGACGUCUCUACGGGACAGCCCAGACCCAUCAUCCCUGCCGUCUGGCGCCGCCGAGUUUUCGACAUAGUGCACAACCUUGCUCACCCUUCAAUCCGGGCAACAAAAGCGCUGAUGGCAACCAAGUUCAUGUGGCAUGGGCUGCAUAAGCAAGUAGGGAAUUGGGCAAGGUCUUGCAUCCCUUGUCAAACCUCAAAGAUCCAGCGACACACCAAAGCACCGCCACAGAGCUUCGCACCGCCAGACCGACGCUUAGAUCAUAUCCACGUGGACAUCGUGGGCCCCUUCCGCAAUCCAGAGGAGUUACUCACCUUUUCACUAUCGUGGACCGAUUCACAAGAUGGCCGGAAGCGAUCCCACUCUCGGAUACGUCAACCGCCACCUGUGCGCGUGCUCUCAUCGUCCACUGGGUCGCCCGCUUCGGUGUGCCAGCUGACAUCUCUUCAGACAGAGGUUCACAGUUCACCUCUGCACUGUGGUCGGCAAUAAACCAGCUACUUGGUGUAAAGUUACACCACACGACCGCUUUCACCGGCACGUGAAAACGGCUCUCAAGGCACGGCUAAAAGGCCCAGACUGAAUGGGCGAACUGCCGUGGGUAUUGUUAGGCGUACGCACGGCUCCAAAGGGAGACCUGACAACCUCCUCGGCCGAAUUGGUAUACGGCGCUCCACUGACAGUUCCGGGUGAUUUUAUUCCAGCGGCGCGAGGACAACAGGAAUCUCCUCCGUCCGUCCUUACA
Eriocheir sinensis (Chinese mitten crab) is the source of this 6673-nucleotide messenger RNA. RefSeq lists its product as uncharacterized. Bases 5407 to 6420 code for a protein of 337 amino acids. The transcript is spliced from 8 exons. NCBI's taxonomy places the organism in Eukaryota, Metazoa, Arthropoda, Malacostraca, Decapoda, Varunidae. The record is from RefSeq and is a predicted model, not a curated record.